GGAGGGAUCAGAGCCUGUUGCUGGGGCUGGUCAGGGACAGGAGAGCGAGCGGACGGCUCUUCUGCGGGUAGUUAACGCGCAUCCACGGCUUUAUUUCCCAUUUUUUUGCUCCUAUAUACCCCUUUUCUUUUUCGGCUUUCCAUCCUGCUGAAAUGAGGAGAUAAUCAACAGAGGAUCAGUUGCUAACGAAGUUUUGAAGUUGUUGGAAAGAGUUCGGACGGGAGAAGAGGAAGAUGCUGGGGUUGGAGGUCGUCGUGUUCUGUCUUCUUUUUGGAGCCCUGACUCAUGGCCAGCAAACAGAGUGCGCCAAGAAGAAUGACUGUCCCAUAGAUGUGUACUUCACCAUAGACACAUCUGAGACCAUCGCCCUGCAGGAACCACCCCCUGGAUCGCUGGUGGAGAGCAUCAAGACGUUCGCAAAGCAGUUUGUACAGCGUUUAGAAGAUGCUGAAUUCAGAGGCACUGUGCGCAUCAACUGGAACAUCGGUGGACUGCACUUCUCCCAAGAGCAGAGGGUGUUCAGUCGCAUCGGAUCCAAAAAUGAUUUCAUUACUGGCGUCAAUGGAAUUCGUUACCUGGGUAAGGGCACCUACAUCGACUGCGCCCUUACCAACAUGACUCAAGAAAUGCUACGUUCAACCUCAUACCCCAGAGCCCUUCGAUUUGCUGUGGUUAUCACUGAUGGCCAUGUGACUGGAAACCCAUGUGGGGGAAUCAAAGUGGCAGCAGAGAGGGCUCGCGACGAGGGUAUCCGGAUGUUUGUCGUGGCAGCAUCGAAGAACGUUGAAGAGACGGGGUUGAGGGAGAUCGCCAACUCUCCAGCGACAGUCUACAGGCGGGAUUUCAUGGCUGUGGAUCUGAGCCAGGGCAGAGCCAUUAUACACACGGAAACCAUUGACCGCAUUAUCAAGACAAUGAAACAUUUGGCGUAUGUAGAGUGUCACAGUGUGUCCUGUCUGGAGACACCGGGGCCUCCCGGUCCAAAAGGCCACAGAGGACAAAAAGGAGCUAAGGGAGACAACGGAGAACCAGGUCUGAAAGGAGAAAGAGGUCGCCCAGGAGACCCCGGUAUUGAGGGUCCAAUCGGUCAGCCUGGUAUCAAAGGAGAACCAGGUCUUAAGGGAGAGAAGGGAGAGAUAGGAACACAGGGGAAAAAGGGUGUGGCUGGCAUCCCAGGACGCAAUGGGACAGAUGGACAGAAGGGUAAAAUUGGACGGAUUGGUGCUCCUGGCUGCAAAGGAGACCCAGGCGAUAGAGGUCCUGAUGGUCACCCUGGAGACGUUGGUGAACGUGGUUCCCCUGGAGCUGCAGGAGAGAAGGGUGAUUCCGGUCGCCCUGGAAGACCUGGUCCCUCUGGUCCAACUGGAGAAUCCGGACCAAAGGGAGAGAGGGGAAGUCCUGGGUCACCCGGGGUCCCUGGACUGAAAGGAAAUCCAGGAACCCCUGGGCUUCCAGGAGUCAGAGGAGAGCCGGGGAGAAGAGGAGAUUAUGGAGUAAAAGGUAAUCAAGGCCCAGAUGGAAUUAAGGGAGAUAAGGGUGAAAUGGGGCCAGAGGGCAUGAGAGGACUUCCUGGCGAAUCAGGAAACAAAGGAACUAAGGGAGACAAUGGCCUGCCAGGCCCCAGAGGACCACCAGGGGCACCAGGAGAGGCUGGAAGAAAUGGUACCAGAGGUGACCCUGGUGAUGCUGGACCAAGAGGAGAACCAGGACAGCCUGGACCAAAGGGAGACCCUGGAAGACCCGGUUUUAGCUAUCCAGGGCCAAGAGGACCAUCGGGCGACAGAGGAGAGAAGGGCAAUCGUGGUCCUCGUGGAAGCAGGGGAGACUGUGGUCAAAAGGGUACACCUGGAGAUAAAGGACCUCCGGGAGAGGGAGGUGAACCUGGACCUCAGGGCGAGCCUGGCCUAAGAGGACCAAGAGGAGAGAUUGGGCGUGACGGAGAUCCUGGCCCUGAGGGAGAUCCUGGCCUCACUGAGUGUGAUGUCAUGAACUACAUCAGGGAAACAUGUGGCUGCUGUGACUGUGAGAAACGCUGUGGAGCCCUGGAUAUUGUGUUUGUGAUUGACAGCUCAGAGUCAGUGGGUCUGACCAACUUCACUCUGGAGAAGAAUUUUGUCAUCAACACCAUCAAUAGACUGGGAUCCCUUGCCAAGGACCCCCAGUCAGAGACAGGCACAAGAGUAGGAGUUGUUCAGUACAGCCAUAGUGGCACCUUCCAGGCCAUCCGGCUCGACGACCCCAAGAUCGACUCACUGUCUGCUUUUAAGGAUGCAGUGAAGCGGUUGGAGUGGAUUGCUGGAGGAACAUGGACUCCAUCCGCUCUGAAGUACGCCUACGACAACCUGAUCAGGGACAGCCGCAGAGCCAAAGCCAACGUUACUGUAGUUGUCAUCACUGAUGGACGCUUUGACCCCAGAGAUGAUGAUUCUCUGCUCACCUACCUGUGCAGUGAUCCCAGUGUUGAUGUGAGUGCCAUCGGUAUUGGUGACAUGUUUGACCAGCUUGAGGAAAAUGAGAGUCUUAAGAGCAUCGCCUGCCAGAGGGAUGGCAGGGUCCUGGGCAUGAGGCGUUUUGCAGACCUGGUGGCUGAAGAGUUCAUCGACAAGAUCGAAACUGUGCUCUGCCCAGAUCCUAUCGUUGUAUGCCCUGACCUUCCUUGUAAAUCAGAGCCUGCUGUGGCUAGCUGCGUUCAACGACCAGUAGAUGUGGUGUUUCUGUUGGAUGGGUCUGAGAGGAUGGGACUGGAAAACCACCGCAAGGCUAAAGAGUUCAUCGAGAACGUUGCUCGUCGACUCACCCUGGCCGGCGACAAGUCAGACGCAAGGAAUGCCCGCUUGGCUCUGCUGCAGUAUGGCAGUCCUACAGAACAGAGGGUGGAGUUUCCACUCACACACGAUCUCGCAGUGAUCUCUGAUUCGCUAGCAGCAAUGACCUACAUGGACUCCUCGUCUGCGUUGGGUAGCGCUAUCAUCCACGCUGUCAACAAUGUGGUAAUUCCAAAGGAUGGAGAACGCUUGGCUCGUCGCAACGCUGAGCUGGCCUUUGUGUUCAUCACUGAUGGCAUCACAGCACGGGAGCAGCUGGAUGAAGGCGUGUCCUCCAUGAGGCGAGCAGAAGGGGUUCCCACAGUGAUUGCAAUAGGAUCAGACACAGAUGAAGAGGUGCUGCGAAAGGUGUCGUUAGGGGACAUGUCAGCCAUCUUUAGAGCAGAUGACUACACCAUGCUGACCAAGUCCUCAUUUUUUGAGCGCUUUGUGCGCUGGAUAUGCUAGUGAGGAACUCUUUACACACCAUAGAAUUAGAAUACACAGAGUGAAAGAAAGGCUAACGUCUUCAGUGUACACAUAAACCAAUUCAUCUACACCAAAGCAUGUAAUAGACCCGCCCAUUCACAACAGUCCAUCAUGUCAGUGUCACAUUAUGGCUCACCAAGGUGUGAAAAUUACACGUUCUCAUGCUGACAAAACAUUUCAGGUGACAGUCACAGUUUGGUUAGAUUUAGGCAAAGAAAAUGCUUGGUUAAGUUUAGGAAAAGAUUAUGAUUUGGAUUAAAUAAGACUUGGACUUUUGGCUCUGAAUGGAACACAUACCCAUCCACCCUUAAGUAUUCAGACUAUGUUUCUCUUUACACUACUUUCUUCUUUUGCUGCUGUCAUUAUUGCCCAUUUCUGGUACCGCACCUUCUUAGAUGAACGAACUUUUCACGCCUGCAGGUGAAGCAAAAUGUGACACUGACACAGUAUCCUCUAGUGGAUCUGCAGGUGUAUGGGGUGAGACUGAGAACAUACAUACACACACACACACACACACACACACACACACACACACAGGCUUCAACAGACCUCUGUGAUUGUUACCUUUACUGGAUAUAAGGCACUGAGAUGGGUAUCCAGUUGUUAUGGGAGAUUAACAGUUUACAAAAGCUAGAACAAUCCAUGCAGGACCAGUUGACAUACAAACAUACACUAACACAUAGGCAUGCAAUAUCAUUUGUAACGUGGUUGUUGUAUUAAUUCUAAAUCUAUGGUCAACAAUUCCAGCCAAAGACACUCAUAGAUGUAUGAUUAUUGAAUGUGUACGAAACAAAAUGGAGGUUUUAUUUUGUUUUUAUUUUGUACUGAUUUUCAGUUUUUGGAAAAGAGCGCUCUCUCCCUCCCUCCCUGCCUCUCUCUUCCUCUCUAUCUCUCCCUCCCUCUCUAAGUCUGUCUUCACAAAUUCAGUAUUCACGUUAAAGGUGCUAAUGUAGAAAUAAAAAACAAAGCCAUCUGAAUGGUUCUGAACACUUUUUACAUCAUGUUAUGCUGUAAUUACUGUCGUUUGUUCAGGGGGUAAAGGCAUGUGCACUCUCCAGGGAGAAAAAAGAAUCACACAUCAAUGCACCACACGAGAAUCACAUACACACAAGCACACACACAAGUUGCAGUUAAUUACACAUACAUUGACAAACAUAAAAGAAACUAAUCUGUAAACAUAAAGUCUAAAUAAAACCUAAUGUGGUGACUCCA
Molecule: messenger RNA, 4505 nt
Organism: Scatophagus argus
Lineage: Eukaryota; Metazoa; Chordata; Actinopteri; Scatophagidae
Gene: col6a2
Product: collagen, type VI, alpha 2
Exons: 32
Coding region: 234-3272 (1012 amino acids)
Source: RefSeq, a predicted model, not a curated record